GGUAGACACAUUGUAAUCGUUCACGGUUUAGAUUCCAAACUUUAGAAUGAGAUUUAGUUUGUUUCGAACUUCGUGUGUCGACACACGUAUAUUUUAGUCCAGGGUGCAGAAUUAGAUAAUGUCUUGUGACAUUGUAUUUUAAAUUGCUCGUCUAGAAAUAGAUUUGCUGAUAGAACCAUCUACUGAUAAGGAAGUGAUAAGAAAUUGUGCAGUUUGAAUAACUUCACCUUCAUUCCGAUUUUUGGAAAUAAUUUGAAGAUCUUUCAAUAAAUUCAUUGACAAAUUCCAAAAAAAAUUCCAACAAAAUGAAUGACAGCGAUAUCGUUGCAGCAGUGGGCUAUUUCUCGCCCUUCGAUUACAGUGUAUUUGUGUUGAUAUUGUCAUGUUCAGUGGCUAUCGGUGUUUACUUUGCAUUUUUCAGCAAUAAAACAACUGAAGACUACUUGGCCGGUGGCCAUAAAAUGAAAUCAUUUCCAAUCGGUGUUUCUCUGGUUGCAAGUCAAAUAACAACUGUUUCGAUUAUUUCAAUCCCCGUCGAAGUGUAUUCAUUCGGAUGGCAAUAUAUGCUUGUGAUUCCAACGAUUGUUUUUGUGGCUCUGGCAAUAAACUUUUUCGUUUUACCCGUUUAUUAUGAAAAUAAAAUAGAUAACUGCUAUGUUUAUCUGGAGCUCCGUUUUGGCAAAGCAAUUCGUAAGUUUGUCACGAUCAUCUACAUUGUGGAUCAGCUAUUAUAUCUCCCCGUUGUAAUGUUUAUUCCGUCUUUGACAUUUGUCGAAGUGACAAAACAGAAUAUUCAUGUGGUAAAUACGGUGAUUGCAUGUGUGUGCAUUGUAUACACAAUGUUGGGUGGAAUACAGGCAGUUGUAUGGACGGAUGUGCUGCAAGGAUUCAUUAUGCUUUCAUCGGUGGUGAUAGUCAAUUGGUUUGGUGUAUCUGACGUCGGUGGCUUGGGUGAAGUGUGGAAUCGAGCGGUUGAUGGCGAUCGUAUCUUUCCGCCAAAUUUCACAUUGGAUUUGGUAACAAGAACGACAUUUUGGAAUACAGUUAGCAGUUUAUUCAUUCUUUGGCUUGGCAAUGUCGCUUUCAGUCAAAGCUGUGUACAACGUCUAACGUCAUUACCAUCCGUUCGGGCUGCACAAAAGUCGAUGCUGAUUCUAAUAUUUGGAGUGGCAUUUCUCAUGAUGUCUACAUGCGGAACUGGGAUUAUAAUGUACGCUUACUAUUACAACUGUGAUCCCGUAAAGGCGCACAUCGUUUCGAAAUAUGAUAAAUUAACGCCUCGCUUCGUUCAAGACACAACUGGACACAUAACGGGGAUGUUAGGUGUCUUCAUAUCAUGCGUAUUCAGUGCAUCAUUGAGCACAGUAUCGGCGGCACUUCACUCUUUGUCGGGCAUUUUUUACAAUGAUUACAUUCGUCCGCGGAAAUGGUUUGUCCAUACUGAUGCAAGAGCCAACUUUACAAUGAGGCUGAUCGUUAUUUUGAUUGGUGUUUUCUGCAUUUUGAGCGGUGUUAUUGUUGAUAAAUUUCAAUCAGUAUUCCAGAUGGCGGUCACUUUGGCCAGUAUGGGCAUUGGAGCUAUUUUUGGUGCAUUCUCAUUGGGAAUGCUUUAUCCAUCGUCGAAUAAAUAUGGUGUCUUUUCCGGAAUGAUCAUAAGUAUGGUAACUGUUGUGUCUUUAGUCAUCAACACACAGUACAAUAUAGCACAAGGUAAAUUACGCUAUGACAUAUUGCCAACACGGACUGAUGGAUGCAACGGCACCAUUGAAUUAGCGUCACAAACACCAAUUCAGAAACCAUCCGAUGGCUUUGCGCUUUAUAAAAUUGCAUUCCAAUGGUAUCCAGUCAUUGGAGUUCUCAUUACAUGGAUUUCUGCGAUCCUGAUUUCACAUCUGACUGGCGGACAAGAUCUCACAAAUUUGAAUACACAAUUACUUUCGCCAUGCAUUCGAAAAUUGAUUCCUAAGAAGUAUCGUGAUGAUCAAUCCAAUUCAAUGGAGAAUUCGGACAAAGCACCAGCAAAUGAAGAAAUGAAGCCAACAUUGUCGAACAGCAAAGUGGAUUGUUAGAAAAAGAUUUUCAUCAGACAUAAAUAUUGUAGUCAUUGCCUUAAUUGAUUUAAGCAUCUUUGAUAGUAUAGACAAAUGCGAUAACUAAGCUAGCUUUAGACCGCACGCAGUUGACGCAUGAUAAUGUGCCUGUGUAAUGUGUAUACCGCUCAGUGGCCAAACAUGCGCUACGCACCUCCAUACGACAUAGAGUCUGUGACGAUUGAUUGAUACACGUGCGGUUCUCAGCUGAACCAGCUGAGCUGGUUGAGUUAUCGCAAUUUAUACGCGGAUACUGUAGUUGGUUGGACAAUGAACAAAAUAUGGGAUCUUGAUUAAAAAAUAUAUGUCAUUGAUUCGGAUCAAAAUUUAUAAAUUAAGUCAUAAACAUUUGAACUUGUACUUACAAAAACUGUCGGUUAACGAAAAUGUUUUCCUGCUCUUCAAUCCAAAUUAGUUUCAAGAGACCUAAAUAAUUUGAUCAAGUUUGAUAGAGCUGAUAAAAUAUAAGCACCUAAGAUUUA
Molecule: messenger RNA, 2572 nt
Organism: Sitodiplosis mosellana (orange wheat blossom midge)
Lineage: Eukaryota; Metazoa; Arthropoda; Insecta; Diptera; Cecidomyiidae
Product: sodium-coupled monocarboxylate transporter 2-like
Exons: 10
Coding region: 306-2069 (587 amino acids)
Biological process (GO): transmembrane transport; sodium ion transport
Cellular component (GO): membrane
Molecular function (GO): symporter activity
Source: RefSeq, a predicted model, not a curated record